Molecule: messenger RNA, 2694 nt
Organism: Penaeus vannamei (Pacific white shrimp)
Lineage: Eukaryota; Metazoa; Arthropoda; Malacostraca; Decapoda; Penaeidae
Gene: CaBP1
Product: Protein disulfide-isomerase A6 homolog CaBP1
Biological process (GO): response to endoplasmic reticulum stress
Cellular component (GO): endoplasmic reticulum lumen
Molecular function (GO): protein-disulfide reductase activity; protein disulfide isomerase activity
Source: RefSeq, a predicted model, not a curated record
UCCCGGUUUGUUUACGCGAAGUGGCAGAAGGGAACGAGAGACGAAAGUAAGAAGACGUUCCUUCAAACCUCUCCACUUCUCCAAAUCUGGCCUUCCAAAGCACAAUUUCCAGUCUCUGGUGACCCAAAAGCAGGCAGGAUGAGAUUAUUAGUCGCAAUAUGCAUCCUCAUGGUGGGUGGGAGUGCCACAGCAAUGUACUCUCCCUCUAGUGGUGUUGUCGACCUUACUCCAUCCAACUUCCAGCGAGAGGUUCUGAACGGUGAUGCUGUUUGGAUCGUCGAGUUCUAUGCCCCUUGGUGCGGUCACUGUCAGCGAUUGGUACCCGAGUACACAAAAGCAGCUCAAGCCUUAAGUGGAGUUGUUAAAGUUGGUGCUGUUAAUGCUGAUGAACACAGGAGUUUAGGAGGUCAGUAUGGGGUUCAAGGAUUCCCAACAAUCAAGAUCUUUGGCCUAGAUAAGAAGAAACCAGAAGAUUUCAAUGGACAGAGAACGGCACAAGGCAUUGUUGAUGUUGCAAUGAGGGCUGUUAGAGAAAAGGUAAAUGCACAACUAUCAGGAAAGAAGAGUGGUGGCGGUGGUGGCGGCGGUGGUGGUGGCAGCAGUGGAAGCCCAGAUGAUGUCAUUGAGCUCACAGAUUCAAACUUUGAAAAGCUGGUUCUUAAAUCUGAUGAUUUCUGGCUGGUAGAAUUCUUUGCCCCAUGGUGUGGACAUUGCAAGAACCUUGCACCUCACUGGCAGAAAGCUGCCACAGAGCUGAAGGGUAAGAUUAAGAUGGGAGCCUUAGAUGCCACUGUUCACACUGUUAUGGCCAGUCGUUAUGGUGUACAGGGUUAUCCCACUAUCAAGUACUUCAAUAAAGGAGACGUUGGAGAUUAUGAUGGUGGGCGCACUGCUUCAGACAUUGUUGCCUGGGCUGAUGACAGAGCUGCUGCGAAUUUACCUCCCCCAGAAGUAGUACAGAUCACAGACAAUUCCGUCCUGACAUCGGCUUGUAAAGAGCAUCCCAUCUGUAUCAUUACAGUUCUCCCACACAUUCUUGACUGCCAGAGCAAAUGCCGCAACAACUACAUUGAGAUUCUGAGCAGACUUGGUGACAAAUACAAACAGAAGAUGUGGGGAUGGGUCUGGAGUGAAGCAAUGGCCCAGCCUGAGCUUGAACAAGCUCUGGAUAUUGGUGGAUUUGGAUACCCUGCUCUUGCAGCUCUCAAUGCAAAGAAGAUGCAAUUUGCCCUCCUGAAGGGGUCCUUCAGUGAGAGCGGCAUUAAUGAGUUCUUGCGAGACAUUUCAUAUGGCAGAGGACGCACAGCGCCUGUGCGAGGAGCUGAACUGCCAGCCAUACAGGGAGUUGAGGCUUGGGACGGUCAGGAUGGGGUUUUGCCUGAGGAAGAAGACAUUGAUUUAUCUGAUGUUGAUCUUGAUGAUUUUGAUGAUCAAGGUCAUGUCGAGCUGUAAGACUAUCAUUAUUUUACUUUACUUGAAAAGUAAAAACUUUACAUUGAAAGUGUGGUAAAAGGAAGCAAAGGAAAAGUUGUAAUUUCUCCUAAUUUCUCAUGUUGAGAAUGGAAUGCUGUGACACAUGAGCUAUUCUUCAGUUUGGACAAAGUCAGGCCUUUUAAAAGUGCUUCUUAGGCUCUGCUAACAUUUGCCCAUAAAGAAUGGAAUAAGCCUUACAAGUUCAAAUACAGGUUUGAAUAUCCCAAUUUUACAAACUUAUAUUUCACAUUAAUAUCAUAAUUUUUAUUGUACUGUGUACACCAUCUUCAUUGUAACAUUGGGAAGUUCAAGCUGCUGAGUUUAGUAUUUUUUAUCAUGUAAUUUGACAUAGGAAAUUACACUUUUUUCAGGUUUCUUUUUGCUGUAUAAAAGCUUCCUGGGUUGGGCAUAUUACUAGUCGUGAAAAAUGAAAAGUAAAUUUUCAACUGUCUGCUGAAAUGUUAAAAGGAAACUUGAAAAUAACACAUUUUGUAGAAUACAGUCUUUUAUUCAUUCCUUUUAUAUAGUUAGUUAUUCAUGAUCUAAAAAAAGUAGAUUACUAAGGUAAAAGGACCACUUUUGUAAUCAAAAGAAAAUGCAUUUAAAACCAUUUAUUUUGCUUUGUAACUGUAAACCAUUUUAAUUUUUGUUUCUGUAAUUCUCCUAAUUUCAUUGAGAGUAACAAAUUUCCUAACAGUAAUGGUGGCAGGUAUGGGAGUUUGAUCAUUCUUGAAAGAAGCUUUGAAAUUGACAAAAUUAAGUUGUCAGUUCACAUAAUUAUAUGCCUUCCAAUGUAAUUGGGUACUUGCUUAUUCUUGUUGUUUGGACAAAACUGAUGGCUAACCAGUGGAAUGCUUGUACCUGUGGCCAAAUCACAAGAUAAUGCUUCUUGUUUGACCUGGACAUCCCUCUCCACAUACUUUAGUGUUUGCUGGGCCUUUCUAUCGCUGUACAUAUAAUGUGGGGACACUUGUAUUGUCCACGUUAUGUCAAAAGCCUCAUAGAAGCAAGAAGAGGUGCCCGACAUGACUGUCUGUUGGGUCAAUAAGAAAGAUUAAAUCAGUGAUUUUUAGGGAGUAGUUGGGUAGUUGUCAUUAUCUGAGGACUGCACCAGAACAGGCAUAUUUCUCUGGAUGAUUUCAGCCAUUGGUGGUUAUUGUUAAAAUUCGAUAUUACAUCUUUGUUGUAAUCUUUAAAAUAUUUAGAGUAUUUAGCAUUUCC